This is a messenger RNA of Penicillium cataractarum, 927 nucleotides long. Its product is annotated as UBA and UBX domain-containing protein. The transcript has 3 exons. Bases 1 to 927 code for a protein of 308 amino acids. Lineage: Eukaryota; Fungi; Ascomycota; Eurotiomycetes; Eurotiales; Aspergillaceae. Gene Ontology annotation, molecular function: protein binding. The record is from RefSeq and is a predicted model, not a curated record.
AUGGCUUCCGAUCUGGAUCAGCUCAUCGAGAUGGGCUUUGACAAGGAGAGGGCACAACUGGCAGUCAAAAGCACUGGUGGUCUGCAAGGGGCGCUCGAGUGGCUGGAGGAGAACCAGGACAAGUCCCUGGAGGAGAUUCAGGAAUCACAACAAGCCGAGGAUGAGGAGGCACCUGCUCUGAAACCUGGCGAGGAAGCCCGCAGCUUGGUCUGCAACGAGUGUGGCAAGAAAUUCCGAAGCCAGGCGCAGGCCGAGUUCCACGCCUCCAAGACCGAGCACACCGACUUCUCCGAGUCUACCGAAGAGCUUGCACCCUUGACCGAAGAACAGAAGAAGGAACGGUUGGAGGAGUUGAGACAGAAGCUCGCCGCUAAGCGGGCUGCCCAAGCUGAACAGGACAAGAUUGAGCAGCGACAGAAUGAGAACAUCCGUCGCAAGAACACACAGGAGAAUCAGGAUGUGAAGGAAGCAUUGGAGAAGAAGCAGAGGCAGAAGGAGGAAGCGAAGAAGAGACAGGAGAAAUUGGACGACAGGGCACACCUGUUGCGCGUCAAGGCCCAGAUCGAAGCCGACAAGGAAGAACGCCGCCGGAAGGCUGAGCGCGAACGUGCUGAACGUGCAGGUGUAGCCGUUCCUCAAGCUCCUGUUGCUGCUGCGCCCGCUGCUCCUGGCCCUGCUACAUCCAAGCCUGCCUCUGCAUAUACCGAGACUCGUCUGCGCUUCCAGACUCCCAAGGGCAAUAUCAUGAAGACACUGCCCGUUACCACGACUCUGUUCGAGGUUGUUGCGGCCCUUAAGCAAGAUGACGGCCUCGAGGUUCAAAGCUUCACCCAAAACUUCCCCAGGAAGGUUUUCGAUGCCGAGUUCUUUGGGGAGACGUUGAAGGAGCUUGGUCUGGUGCCUAGCGCUAGUCUCGUUGUCCAAUAG